GUUUCGUCCUCGACAGAAAAUAUAUCUGCCGUAAUUAUUCAAAAUGUUUUUUUUAUUUGCUGUCACAGGUAGAAAACUGUUUAUUCGGAAAGUAGGCUUUACUCUGUGAUUCAUUCUCUUGAUUAUACAGAACCGAGUUUUGGAUCUUUCUCCAUUGGACGGUGAUGCUAAAAUGGCAACUCAAAUUUUUUUAGUUUUCCUUUGUUUGAUGAUGUACAUUGGAGACAUUGUAAGCACAUCUGAUAUUUGCACAGGAGCACAUUGUCAGAGGUCAUCCAGAUCACCGGAUCACCAGAGCGCAUCACCUCAUCACCAAAGCCGAUUUUCAGUUUAUUCUCCAAGACGCCCAGCAGUCCCCUACACUGUAAUCCAACCACAGCACAGCAGGACCGGUAGUCCAAAAGAAAACCCAAGGACCAUCACCGCUGAGGUGUUCAACCCACAUGGAUGCACUGGAGGACGUUGUCAUGGCUCGGCAAGACCAACACAUAACAAUACGAAAGAGUGCAAAGGACUUGAGUGUAAACAGCCUGUACGAAUUCGACAAGAGCCCCGGCAACAUCCCUGCAUUGGAGAUGCCUGCAGCAGGGGCUCACAUGCUGGAAGAGGCAGACUGUCUUUUGCCCAUAUGCAGGACAGAGCUGAGCAAGUAUUAGAGGAAUUUCCAGAGUUUGGACUUCGAGGGGGGCCAUCAUCUGGAAUUCAACUGACAUGUGACAUCAAACCAGGUUUUAAUGAGGUCCAGUCUGAAGACGCAUUGGUGUUACACUUCCACCUGGCGGAAGGUCAGGAGAAAUUUUUGGAACAGCUACAUGGGCAGGAAGCUGAGAUUAAGCAGUUCCAAAGCACACUUAGUGUACAGCGAGCCGCUCUAUUAACCCACCAGAGGGAAAUUCUAGACCAGCAGCGGAGGAUGUUCGAGCAGAUGGAAGAAGUCAAGACCCAGUACAACCUGCUCCUGGAUAGUGUCAAACACUUAUCUGUCCAAGGGCCACAAGGAAUCAUUGAGAGCCAUUCAGAGAGUCUGCGAUCCCAGACAAGGACGUAUCCCAGGGAGGCCUUUAUGCAUAAGAUGAACAUGGAUGCUAGCGUUAAGGAUGCUGACAGACCUGUUCUUGGCUGUGGAUCCUGUGAAGCCUAUGAGUACUGUGACUUCAGUGCAGACCGGCCACGCUGUGAGAAAUGUUCUGUUUGCCUUCCGGGAUUCUUUUUGGUGGCUCAGUGUUCAAUUCAUGCUGACCGGAUAUGCCAGGACAGAGAUGAAUGCCUUGAGAUACAAAACUUGUGCAAGGAACAAAACAAGUGCCUCAACACACCAGGAGGAUUCCGUUGCUCCGGCAUGUCAGAGAGGGAUGCAGCUGCAGGGAUGUGUGGACGCUCCUAUUUUUACAAUUCUGAAAUGGAGGAGUGUCAGGCUUGUUCAGAAUGUGAUUCUCACCCCAUGACUUCCCCAUGUUCAGCCAUGAGUGAUGCUGUGUGCUCCAACCCCUCUGAAGGCAGACUCUCUCUUUCCUGGUCUGGUGAUGUCGUCGUGGUCAAGGGUAGCGAGUUUCCCAAUGUACAGCUCCUCAUCCGAGGUAACAGUGAUGGAAACCUGCUUUCCUGCACUGACGGCUUGGUAGUUCUCCAUCAACACGGUCUUGUUUGGGUUGACCAUAACCUUGCUUUGAGACAUGGUUGUCGCAGCUUUAUCCAAGCAUGUCUACGACUAAAUUCCAGUGAGGAUGAGAGUCGAGACUUGAGCGGCAUGCGUGUGGAGCAGCGAGAGGGAAAGUCUCUUCAGAGCACCAGCGUAAGUGGAGCAGCUGCGGUUGAACCGGGUCAUGCACUGGUUCUUUCUCUCAAGAGUGCCAGCAACCAGUGUAACCAAGACAAUGACAGUGUGCACCUUCAGAGCAACCUAAUUUCACCUUUCAGCCUGUUCUGGUUGUCCCACGACACUGGGGCGGUUGCCAUGACCGCCCAGGCAGUUGCUUCGGCACACUACCACACCAACUACCGACCUGCCUUCCGUGUGUCAUCCAUCUCUGACCCGUAUAUGGUCAGGCUGACCGAUGACAAUCGUGGUGUGCGCUUUAGGGAAAGCGGCACUGUGAAGUUCGUCCUUCAGCAAUCUUUGUACUCCAUGGGUCAAGCCUGUGUUUCAGAGGGGUUCUACUUGCUUGCCUACGUGAACCACAACGGAAGCAGUGCCGAGCUGACCCGUACGUACAAGCCUGGUGUUCACUAUAGAGACACUUCCAUAUCACUGUCAGCCACAACCACUGUGGACUCCGGAGACAUGCUGACUUUUGAGAUCCUAGCACCCGCACAGUGCAGUGUGCGCUACUUUGGUGAUGACUCUGGGAUUAGCAUGCUCAGCCUUGUGUGGAUCCCUUCAGCCGCCUCCACUUCCUUGUCAGCCACAGUGUCCCGGAAAGGUCUCCCGUCUGGUGCAGUGCGGAACAAGCCCUUGUUCUUCCUCCAGACAAGUUCAGAAGUGCCACAAGUCACACUUGCUGGAACAGGAGUACUCCUCCCUCACCGAAACUUCAUCUUUAGGGAAGCAGGAACGGCGAGUGUGGCUUUGGAUUUGCGGCUCAUCCACUCAUGCAGUCUAAUCAAACUCACUUUGCUUGAGCAGGGUGAGACACAGGGGGCACAAGCAGCCCCCAUAGCUCAACAGAUUGGCGGACCCAUGCCAGAGGGAAGUGUUUGGGCGAGCGUGGGACUAAGGGUGUCCUUUCAGGUGCAUAACGGCACUGUGGUUUUUGCUACGGUGGAUUGUGUGCGAGGACGCGUCAACCACAUUGCCUAUGAUGCGGGAAGUAGCAUUUCUAUUCUGUGGACAGCUGCAUGAGUGUAGCUUGAUUCAGCUAGCUUGAUAUUAAGCUAACAUGUGGUUGUACUUUUUUUGCAUUAAACGGAUAGUUCACCCAAAAAUUUAAAUUAACCUACCUAAGAGUUGUUCCAAAUCUGUAUAAAUGUCUUUGUUCUGAUAGCACAGAGAAAGAUAUUUUGUAGAAUGCUUGUAACCAAAUAGUUAUUGUACCCCAUUUACUACCAUAGUAGUGUUCUGUUGAACACAAAAUAAGAUAUUUUGAAGAAUGUAAGACAGCAACAGUUCUGGGGCACUUUUGACUACCCUUGUAAUGGUACAAACAUUUUUCCAAAUAUCUUUCUCUGUAAACAAACAAACAAAUACAUUCAUACAGGUUUGGAACAACUAUAGAGAGUAUGUAAUUCAUCGCAGAACUUUCAUUUUAGGGUGAACUCAAUUGCCUUUGAUGCUUUUGCUGUUUCGGCAUCAGUUAUUUGUCCAAUAGUCUAUAAGCCUUCGAAAUCGUUUUCCACAAAUGGAUUCAAAGCAACACCAAACAGGAAUAAAAUUAAAGCUGGAAUCAACUGACAAUUAAUACCAUUAUAAUCUCAAGUAUGUAUUGUUACAAUUAAUCUUGAAGUAAAAUAUGUAAAAUGAAUGAAAAAACAUUCAUACUCUAUUUUUUUAUUUUUAUGUUCAAAUCUUUGUUUAAGUAGAUGUUGUGUUGCCAGAUCUAAAAAAUGUUUUAAAAAAUAUUUCCUUUCUUUAUUGUA
Triplophysa dalaica is the source of this 3573-nucleotide messenger RNA. RefSeq lists its product as uncharacterized. The record is from RefSeq and is a predicted model, not a curated record. The transcript has 4 exons. Lineage: Eukaryota; Metazoa; Chordata; Actinopteri; Cypriniformes; Nemacheilidae. The coding region runs from base 173 to 2839 and encodes 888 amino acids. Gene Ontology annotation, molecular function: calcium ion binding; protein binding.